GCUUCUACAUCAGAACAUUCAGAACUGAAACCAAUAAUUAUUGUAUCUGCUGCGUGACAGUGUUUUUAAGUAACUUCUGGGACACACAUAAAUAUCCAUUCUAAAAAUGAAUAACUCUGCUGCAAAGGUUGGAGAGAUAUUUCGGGAGGCAGGUACAGCUUUUAACAAGCUUUCUGAAAUGACUAUGCUGUUACAUCCUGUUGGUGACUCGCAGCCCGGAGGCAAGUGGACAGAUGAGGAGAUAGAAAUGCUCAGGUCUUGUGUACACCGGUUUGCUGUGGACCUCAAUAAGCUUAGCCAGCAUAUCAAGAAUCGGACUGUAACACAAAUCCGUACUACUCUAAAGAAGAAGGCUUUUGAAGAUGCAGGUAUACCUGUCAGGCAGGUAAGCAGUACAGUGACCAGCCACAGCCAGCCUCCCCAACCGCCUCAGGUGACGCUGAACAUGCUUAACGCCUCGGAGAACGAGGUGGACGUGGAGGGGCUCGGCGGCGACGUCAAGCUGGAGUUCGAGGCCAGCACCGAGGAGGUGGCCACCUGAAACAUGUUUGGCUUUUCCUUCUAUUAAGCAGGAAGGCUUCAAAACGCACCCCAAUAUAGACUGAGUGUGACAAGACAACCUUUAGUGCCAAUCGCGUGAGUCCGCCUCCGUCCU
Messenger RNA from Cydia splendana, 655 nucleotides. Its product is annotated as chromatin complexes subunit BAP18-like. The coding region runs from base 107 to 541 and encodes 144 amino acids. Gene Ontology annotation, cellular component: NURF complex; MLL1 complex. The transcript has 5 exons. The record is from RefSeq and is a predicted model, not a curated record. Lineage: Eukaryota; Metazoa; Arthropoda; Insecta; Lepidoptera; Tortricidae.